Messenger RNA from Miscanthus lutarioriparius, 699 nucleotides. Lineage: Eukaryota; Viridiplantae; Streptophyta; Magnoliopsida; Poales; Poaceae. The record is from the annotation of a GenBank genome assembly.
AUGGCGUCGCGUGCUCACCCGGUCCUCCCCUGCCUCGAUGCCAUGGAGCCGGAGCGGCAGCCGCCGGCACUCGUCAGCGAGCUCCUCGAGGAGAUCUUCCUCCGCGUCGCCUCCUCUGUGGACCUCGCCCGCGCCUCCGCCGCGUGCGUCUCCUUCCGCCGCCUCAUCGCUGACCACUCCUUCCUCCGCCGGUACCGCUCCAUUCACCCGCCCCUACUCCUUGGCUUCUUUUGCAUUGUUGACCUCCCACCUGGCCACGAUGAGCGGGAAAUCGUCAUUGUGGAGUCAGGGGAAAGCAAGGUUGCGAUGUUUAGUCUGAGUUAUGAAGGCACAUCUGUCGAUUAUUACACCUUUUCGCAAAAUGGCAGUGAGAAGUCCCAUGAGUGGCAUAUGAUGAGAACCAUCCCCUUGCCUGCCCAUUAUACUAUUAUGUGCUACAUUGGUUGCUAUCCAGCUGAAGGAUACAUUUUAAUAGAAUGCGUUCAAGAUGGAGAGGGGCCAUAUUAUUCAACAGUUUUCUCACUUGAGGUUAAGUCUUUUAAUAUUGAGAGGGUCCGUGGGACAAGUCAUAAUGGCCUGGCCUAUCCAUAUUUUGGUUUCCCACCAUCUAUGUCACCAAGGAGGAUUCAAGGAUAUGGAGAGUUUCGAUAUAGUGGAAGUGGACCUUAUAUCUGUUCACUCCCUACCUCCAGUGCUUGA